Molecule: messenger RNA, 639 nt
Organism: Entrophospora sp. SA101
Lineage: Eukaryota; Fungi; Glomeromycota; Glomeromycetes; Entrophosporales; Entrophosporaceae
Source: the annotation of a GenBank genome assembly
AUGGAUAUGGGUACUCAAAUUGAUGUUUACCAUUUUGACAUGACCAAAGCUUUGAGGGACGAGUUAUCUAACGAAGUUUCAAUCAAUAAGUCGAAUGAGAAAUACAUAAAGGAUCUGGAACGUAAAUAUACCCGGUGUGAGAAAGAAAUCCAAUCUCUCAAUAAAGAACUGGAACGGCUCGAGAACGCUUCGGAGAAAGAAAAGGCGGAGUUGAGAUCGGAGAUAUCAUCCCUUAAAAGAAGCUUAUAUCAAGCUAAAAAGGAAAUCCGAGAUAAGGUAUCCUAUACCGAUAAUAUAGAGAAGCAAUUACAAGAAUCAGAAGAGCGGGUUCAAAAUUUAAGGCAUAGGUUUAAAGUUAUUUCUUCUCGAAGAAGCUCUCCAAGUUUAUAUAAUUCAGAAGAGGAAGAUACAGAUAUGGCACAUAUAGAUCCCUUUAUAAAUAUCACUAGAGGAUUAAAUCGACUUGAAAACCAUUUCACGGGGGGUACACCAUUAAAUAAUCCUGCCAAUAUUAUCCAAGGUAUGUAUGGUACUUUAAAUACUAUUCGGGCUAAUUAUCAAAGAAUAGACCAGGAUUUGGAUGAUGUCACAAAUCAACGAGAUGCUCGAGAUGCUCAAAUAGUACAAUUACAGCAAGAU